Molecule: messenger RNA, 2457 nt
Organism: Magallana angulata
Lineage: Eukaryota; Metazoa; Mollusca; Bivalvia; Ostreida; Ostreidae
Exons: 3
Coding region: 161-2155 (664 amino acids)
Biological process (GO): protein targeting to membrane; peptidyl-L-cysteine S-palmitoylation
Cellular component (GO): endoplasmic reticulum; Golgi apparatus
Molecular function (GO): protein-cysteine S-palmitoyltransferase activity
Source: RefSeq, a predicted model, not a curated record
AAAUGUCAUUGAAGAUGUACGAAUGAUGUGCUGUGCGACUUAAUAAUAACCUCUGUUUUUGUUGGUAACCUGUACGACUACAAGAAUAUUUGUCAAUUAUGACAGCAUGUUACAACAUAUCUUUGUUUUUGAUCGUGCCGCUAUAAGUUUCCAUUAGAGCAUGGCUGUCUCUCGCGCGGUCACAAUCAAUCUGGAAGAACCAGACGAUGUAUCCAAAUUAACAUUAAUGGAGAAAUGGAGGAAACACGUGGAGAAAAAAAGAAAGGAGGGUCAUGAUGCAAAAGUAGGAAUAUGCGUCGUCACAAGUCUCCUGGCCUUCCAAAUUCCAUCCCAGCUGAUCAUUUUCCUUUAUUACAUUAUUCCAACAUUGUUUAUCGAAUACAGUCCCUGGGUUCAAUAUUACCUGAAGGUCUUUAUUGUUUUUUGUUGCUUAGAAUUCUGUGCUAACUACCUGUGUGUUCGUCUGUAUGAUACAAUGUAUAGAACCACAAGAGACAACCCCCAACCAAAAGAAAUCCAUGAACGUUGGCGCAACCCUCCAGAAAAGUUUGUACCCCUGCACCCGAACAGAAAUGGAACCCCUAAUGGCCAUGUAGAGGACAACCAUGGGGGCUUACCAUGGACGUACUGUGAUGUAUGUGAACUGAAAAUCCCACCGAGAACACACCACUGUUAUUUCUGCAAGGCAUGCAUUCUAAAGCGUGACCACCACUGCUUUAUGGUUGGCACCUGUAUUGGACAUAAAAAUCAGAGGUACUUUGUAGUUAUGGCAUUCUGGACCAUGGUGUGUGGAUUGUUUGGUGGGGUCUUCACCUUCGUUUACAUUAAACACCUACACUGGCCGUUCGCACCAUGGACAGACUUUUUCCUUCCUCUCACAAUUUACAGGACCCUAUGGCACGGCAGCAUACCACUCCACAUUGGCCUCAUGAUCUAUCAUCUGCACAUGGAGUUUCUGUUUGGUGCAUUGGGAACAUUCUAUUUUAUAUCGCAGAUGUUGAUCAUUUCUCAAGGGAAAACUCUGUAUGAACUUACCAAAGAAGUGCCCGUUAAAAGCUCCAACUCGGUGAAUUCUAACUAUGUGUCGGUGUUUGUUUCCAACAUGGCGGUAGCCAGGAGCGUGAAAGUGGAGAUACCGACAAACGAAGCGGAAGAAGACGAACCGAGCACACUGAUGGGAAAAUGGCGGAAACUCUACGAGGAGAAGAAACGGGAGGGCCACCAGUCGCGGCGGAUGCUGUACCUGUGCUGGGCAUUGUGGGUAUUCCAGACGCCUACACAACCGUACAUGGCGUUCGCUCACAUCAUUCCAUACAUCAUGUAUGAGUUCACGGACUGGACUCAGUAUUAUGUUAAGGUCAUCUACAUAUUUUGUGUGAUUCAGACGCUAGGCAAUCUGGUGUGUGUCACGCUAUACAGUACACGCUAUGUGAAGACACGAGACAGGCCCGAGGCCCAGGAGGUGAGGGAGCGAUGGGAGAACGCCCCCGAUCAGUUCGGUUUACCAAUGGCGGAAGUUCCCAACGGGCACCUGCCGGAUAAUGGCGGAAUUCCGUGGUCUUACUGUGAUAAGUGUGAUAUGAUGAAACCGCCGAGAGCGCAUCAUUGCAAGGUGUGCAAAGCCUGCAUACUGAAGAGGGACCAUCAUUGUUUUGUUAUUGGGACCUGUGUAGGUCAUUAUAAUCAGCGGUAUUUUGUGGUUUUGACGUUUUACGCCACCAUUGUGGGAUUUGGCGGCGUUGUGCUGACUGCCUGCUAUCUGAGCAUGUUAUACUGGCCGGAAGCUGUGUGGACGGACUUCCUACUUCCUGUUGCUAUAUAUAGAGGGCUAUUUGGUGCGAUGAAAGGUUACAUCGCAAUUAUGAUUGUCCAUCUUUACACUGCGUCGUUUAUAGGACUCUUUGGACUGUUAUAUUUUACAUCUCAGCUAAUAAUAGUAACAAAAGGCGUGACGUUAUAUGAACUCGCCAAAAACGUACCAAUCAGGAACAACAAAUCCACCAAUGCCAACUUUGUGGAGGUGUUCGGGAACUUCUGGUUCUUAAACUUCAUUUUCCCGAUGACGAUUAUGUUCCCCCUGGAAAAUGACGGCACCACGUGGAAGGGCAUUAAACUGGAUCACAACAGUAACUAUCAGGGCUCUGACGUAGAAUAGAAGGCAUAGUGUAAAAUCUGGUCGUCUAAAACAUGAACGCCAUUAACGUGUAUAAAGUGCACGUCAUUUUAUCAGUUAGGAAUGCAAGAAUCAACAUUACGACAGAGUUUCCAUGUAUAAGAUGGAUGAGCUCAAACUAAUGUGUUCAAUUUGUAAGAUGUUGUAAAAAGUUGUAAGAUGUUGUAAGAAGUUGAGUUCGGUGCAAGACUUGUUGACGCUCAUUUUAAACUUUAUGGUUGAAUAGCAUGAUAUAACAUGAAACAAUAAAACGCUGAUACAUUUACCAAGAUAUAUAUCUUCCA